UGGGAACAGAAAGCUUUCCUUGCGCUCGGCACUCACGUGGAGCCGUAACAUGUCUGAGCUUAGUUCUCCGAUCGUUCAGUCGCAGAGAUCAAGAAUCCCACGAAGGGGACCUUCGCUCGAGGAUGUCAGCCACUUUUUGAAGCUGUCCGAAACAGGCAUCACUCCAGAAGCUUGCCCCAUGCGGCGAAACGUCAAAGCUCAAGAAAACAGCCGGAACCACGAAGGCGACGGCCAGCUCGCAAAAGUCCACCCUCUCGAGCUACCCUCAGCUGUCUUGUUUUCCCUACAACACCAUCCUGUCCCGAAGAUGGCAUCAAGAACAGCCCUCACGCGAGCCAUUGCGCCGCGCACGCCGACAUCCUUCGUCCCCCGGCGCACCUUUGCGCACACCACCCGGCUUCUCGAGACCGCGGGCACCGUACUGCCGCCCAAGAAACCCGUGGGCGCUUUCAGAGGAGGGCUCUUCGGCUUCCUCUUGGGCGCGACCGGUGCUGGCGCAGCCAUGUACACCUACGUUGUCCAGGAGUACAAGGUCAGCAACGAGAUGCUAACCGAAGAUAUCUACAAUCUACAGGCCACCGUGCAGCGGAUAGAAAGCUAUGUUCGCGUGAUGGAAGACAAGGUUGAGAACUCGCUGAAGAAAAAAUAAAGGUUGGAUCAGGUGGUCAACUCCUCCCCGCUUGGCAAUGGUGGAAUUAUUUGAAUAGCAACAAGCUUCGAGGUAUUUAUAUGCAAGAAACAUAGGGCUUCGAUGAAUAAAAGAGGUCUCAACAUGUAUCAUAUUGCGAUUAGUCGAGCUCGCUACGCAGACUUGCAAAGAACCUACGUCCCAGCAUGUCAAAAUAUACGAUACCCACCGUCUUGACCCUAAUCCCUUUGGACAAGGCCUUCUCUCAAUGGGAAUACUCUGCUCUAACCGCCACGGGUAUCUUCGA
Messenger RNA from Verruconis gallopava, 935 nucleotides. RefSeq lists its product as uncharacterized. NCBI's taxonomy places the organism in Eukaryota, Fungi, Ascomycota, Dothideomycetes, Venturiales, Sympoventuriaceae. The record is from RefSeq and is a predicted model, not a curated record. The transcript is spliced from 3 exons. The coding region runs from base 50 to 649 and encodes 199 amino acids.